AUGUCAGCCGAAGAAGAAAACUAUAUUAAUUCCCAAAUUCAACAUGCACUGUUAAUGCGAUAUAGUCAUAUCUCGUUAAAUAUUACGGGCGGAGAACUUCAUGGUACACAUAAGAACGGUUAUUACAUCUAUGAUUACAUUCCAAAGGAGGAUACAAGCUUUUGUGGAAGAAUGCGUUUUAUUUUCAACGAAAAAAUUUAUCCACAAGCUGAUACUGAAGAAAAUAUCACGCAGAAAUUUAACAAAAUCGACAGUAUGAGUUUACCAUGGUCUAAAACUGAUUGUGAUAUUUUACCAGAUGAAUGGACUUUUGCCGUGAAGAUAUUGGAUCCAUCAAAUCUAAAUAAUGCAAUUAAAUUUACAUUGAAUAAUGAUCCAGAUCGUCUACAAAUGUGUAUUUAUGCACAGAAACUGGAGAUUACUGCUAGUAAAGGUGAUAAAAAAAUUAUACAUACAGAUUCACCAUGGACAAAGGCAAUGAUUUAUUUGAAUUUGAUUGUAAAAAAUGCUGUUGACUCAUCUUGA
Molecule: messenger RNA, 525 nt
Organism: Adineta steineri
Lineage: Eukaryota; Metazoa; Rotifera; Eurotatoria; Adinetida; Adinetidae
Source: the annotation of a GenBank genome assembly